Messenger RNA from Acanthaster planci (crown-of-thorns starfish), 2012 nucleotides. RefSeq names its product NME/NM23 nucleoside diphosphate kinase 6 (gene nme6). Gene Ontology annotation, biological process: CTP biosynthetic process; GTP biosynthetic process; UTP biosynthetic process. NCBI's taxonomy places the organism in Eukaryota, Metazoa, Echinodermata, Asteroidea, Valvatida, Acanthasteridae. Gene Ontology annotation, molecular function: nucleoside diphosphate kinase activity. The record is from RefSeq and is a predicted model, not a curated record.
UAUAUCUUAGCUUUAUUGAUGACAGGUAGAGGGCGCACGUAAUGCAAAACAAAAUGGCGGCCUCCAUGAAGAUUUCGUGAAGCUUUUGGUAGAAGUGUUUCUCCCUCUUUCCUUAGAAAUAAUUCUGGAAUUAUGAGUAAAAGUAGUACAUUAAGAGCACUAGAGAUAACACUUGCAAUAAUUAAACCGAACGUUGUGGUUCACCCUCACCGACUUCAGGAAGUGAAACAGUUGAUACUGAACAACAACUUUUACUUUGUGCGUUCACUAGAAAAGAGGUUGCCAAGCAGCAUUGUGGAGAGGUUUUACGCAGAGCACAAAGGCCGGUUUUUCUACAACCGUCUCGUUGGCUUCAUGUCCAGUGGGCCAGUCAGUGUCCACAUUUUGGCUGGAGAGGAUGCAGUAAUCAGGUGGAGACAGCUCAUGGGACCGACCAAAACGUUCAGGGCAAUACAUGAAGCACCGGAUUCUAUGAGGGCACGCUUUGGGCUAACGGACACAAGAAAUGCCACUCAUGGCUCAGACUCUGCAGAGACAGCCAGGAAGGAGACAUCCUUCUUUUUCCCCGACUUCGAUGUGGAAGAUUGGUACCAGAACCAGGAACCUUGGUUCCGGAAAGGGCAGGUCACGUUCUGUGAACGGAGAACCCUGCAUUAUGUCGACAGAAUAAGUCACGACUACAGAUGACAUUGCAUCAAUACCAAUAAGGUAACAAUUUGACACAUUUUUUUUCACGCGAUCACAGGUGAACACCACAUCAUUUAUUAAUUUGUAAUCCAAUAGAUAAGUAAGCACAGUGUCCUUUUUAAUAACACACCAAGUUUGAAAAUCAAUAUAUGUGUUUUCAUAAAGACAAAGCAAGAGUUGUUUUUUCCCAGACAUUGUGACAAACCUAUCUACAAAUACUAGAGUUGAAUUUUUAUGAGGCCCAGCUCCUUCAAGCUCGAGCACUGUUCCAAAAUGAUCAUUUAUAGGGUGACCCUCCCUCCCCCCCGGAAAUUGUGCCCCAGUCAUGCCCCAGUCAAUUCGUUGGAAUCACACUUGAACAAUACAACAGAGAACCUAAUUAUAAAGUUGCUGCGUAUCGGAAUACCCAACAGUGUCCACUUGUUACAAACAUUAAAAGUGUAAUGUCAUAGCAUUAAGAGACUCACCUGUCAUGUUUUUGUAAUCAAUAAAUAAUUCGAUCACAGAGGUUAAAUUUAAGAUCAUAUUCACGAGUUAAAUAUGCAGUUGAAAAGAAAAUGCAUAAGACGAUUCGAUCAGUGACUUGACAUUACAUCGUGUCGAUACCAAACUGUAAACCCUUCAGUGAGAGAACACUGGUUUAAUUGUGCACAUAUUUUAGCGUUUACCUGGAAUAUUAACCACAGCAUCUUCCAGCGUGCCGUGGGCCAUUUGGAGAAUUCUUGUCCAUUAAAGAGUCAGCUUGUUGAUAUUAAUAAUAAUGUGUUGGGCAUUUCAGAUAUUGUAAGAGAUGCAAUAGUGACCAUGGUGAAUUCAGUAUGUUGUAGGAGAUUGUGCUAUCUUUCUAAGUACUGGCAAUUGGGAUAAUUAUCGUUCUUGAAGUAAUGAACAUGUUGAGCCGAAAAAUCCUACAAGAAUAGGACUACAUAAUAUUCAACACAAAUUAGUACAUAAAAUACAUAAAUGUCAUCCAAUUUGGAUGUACAACACGACGUUUUUACCAAGGUACACCCUUUCUGUAGAUCGGCAGUGUGGUAUCACUCAGUCAGAAACUGUCACUUUUCAACGUUUGGUAAUAAAAAGAAAGUUACAACUUGAUCGCAAACACAACUCAACACUUGAGUAUUUAACAUUAAAAAAAAUGAUAAUUUAAUUAGACACGACGUUUUUAGAUCGGCUGUGACAAUGUUUCUUUUGAAAUGCACUUCCAAUAAUGAAUAGCCGCGUUGUAAUACAGUAAUAUCAUAAGCAGUGUUUUAUAAUUUACCAGAAAUGGUAUACCUGUAAACCAUUAAACCGGUAAACUAUACCGAAAAUAUAGAGUG